Doryrhamphus excisus (bluestripe pipefish) is the source of this 3337-nucleotide messenger RNA. The record is from RefSeq and is a predicted model, not a curated record. Lineage: Eukaryota; Metazoa; Chordata; Actinopteri; Syngnathiformes; Syngnathidae.
GAGGUGUUGACUCACUUCUCAGUCAGCGACAUUGCGACUCUAUGUCAUCUUUACAGUGAAGAGGAUCCUGAGGCACAGGGCACGGAACCAGUUUUCUAACCAGGACACCCACUGAGUCAAAUAUACGCUGACAUGGAGGAUGGGGAACAGCCCCUCGGUCAGUAUUUUGUACAUCGGCCGGUUCUGGAUGAAUUAUGUUUGGAUGAACUGGCACAAAAAGGAACAUGGUCCACUAAGCCAUCCUUCGGUGAAUGCGUGAAAGACUCCCUGAGGUGCUCGGUGCCCCGGGCUAAGGAAGUCCUGUUGAGCUGGGUGCCCGUUCUUGGCUGGCUUCCUAAAUACUCCAUCAAAGAAAAUGCAGUUGGCGACCUGAUCUCUGGCUGCAGUGUGGGCAUCAUGCAUCUACCGCAGGGAAUGGCAUAUGCUCUUCUGGCUUCUUUGCGGCCAGUGUUUGGCCUGUAUACCUCCCUCUACCCGGUGCUUGUGUACUUCAUCUUCGGCACUUCCAAACAUAUCUCCAUCGGUACGUUUGCAGUAGUCAGCAUCAUGAUCGGGAGUGUGACAGAGCGGCUGGCACCAGACAGUAACUUUAUCGUUAACGCUACCAAUGGCACUGCACACGUGAAUAUUGAUGAACGAGAUGCUUACAGAGUAGAAAUAGCCUGUGCUCUCACGGUUCUGGCGGGGCUUUUUCAGAUCCUGUUGGGUGUGGUGAAAUUUGGUUUUGUGGUCACCUACUUGUCCGAGCCACUGGUCCGAGGCUACACCACGGCAUCAGCGUGCCAUGUGUUAAGCUCUCAGCUGAAAUAUUUGUUUGGAGUUAAACCAUCUCGCUUCUCCGGCCCCCUCUCUCUUAUUUAUACUGUGGUGGAAAUAUGCAGCUUGCUACCUCAGACGGUUGUCCCAGAGCUUGUGGUCAGUCUGGUUUCACUCACUAUUCUCAUUGUGGUCAAAGAGAUCAACGACUGCUACAGGCAGAAACUGCUCCUGCCUAUCCCCAUAGAACUCAUCGUGAUCAUAAUAGCAACAAUCAUCACUCACUUUUGUGGCCUUUCUGCCAAAUACAACAUUGAUGUUGUUGGCGAGAUUCCGAGUGGGCUUCAGGCCCCUCGUGCUCCGGACGUGACACUAUUCUCUGAGGUCGUAGGCGACGCUUUUGCUGUGGCCAUUGUGGGCUACGCCAUCAGUAUUUCUCUCGGAAAAACAUUUGCUCUCAAAUAUGGCUACAAAGUGGAUAGCAACCAGGAGUUGGUUGCUCUCGGGCUCAGCAACACUGUUGGUGGCUGCUUUCAGUGUUAUUCCGUGACUUCUUCCAUGUCACGAAGUCUUGUCCAGGAGAGUACCGGGGGAAAGACUCAAGUUGCAGGAUUGAUUUCUUCCAUUAUCGUCCUCGUAACGGUUUUAAAAAUAGGAUCUCUUUUUGAAGAUCUACCCAAGGCUGUCUUAUCCACAAUAGUGUUUGUGAACUUAAAAGGAAUGUUCAAGCAGUUUAUGGAUGUGCCCAUGCUGUGGAGAACCAACAGGGUCGAUUUGCUUGUAUGGCUGGUAACUUUCAUCAGCACCAUUCUACUCAACUUGGACCUUGGUUUGGCUGUCUCCAUUGGCUUUUCCAUACUAACCGUCAUCUUCAGAACACAGUUGCCACGCUAUUCCAUCCUGGGUCAUGUGCCAGCCACUGACUUAUAUCUGGACAUAGACACAUACAAAGAGGCUAAAGAGAUUCCGGGUAUUAAAAUCUUCCGUUCUUCUGCAACCAUCUACUACACCAAUGCAGAGAUGUACUUAGAGGCCUUACAGGAGAAGAGUGGGAUUCAAAUUGGGAAGCUGUUGGCAGCAAAGAAAAAACAUGAGACACUGAAAGAGCAAGAGAAAAAGAAAGCAACCGAGACAAAUGACCAGAUGGAGGGUGACUCGUUCUCUUUGAAAGAGAAACAAGGCCAAGUUUGUAACGGCCAAGUAAACUGGGCUUUCCAACCUGACAUGACAUCAAAUUCAGAUUACAGUGUAUUCCAUUGUGAUGACAUCACGGAGGCGUCAAAAGAUAGCAAAGAGGAGAGAAGACAAGCCUACGGAUGCGGGACCCACAGUAUCAUUUUGGACAUCUCGACAACCAGCUUUGUGGACACAGUUGCUGUGAAGACCUUGAAAAAUAUAUUCAGGGACUUAAAAGAAAUUGAUGUGGAAGUCUAUCUAGCUGGCUGCCAAGUCUGUGUGGUGGAGCAGCUUGAAAAGGCAGGUUUCUUCUCAGAGUCCAUCCAAAAGAGCAGACUGUUUGUCACUAUUCAUGAUGCAGUUCUGCACGUUCUCAAGGAACUGGGACAGACCGACACCCUCUUUGUGAGUUCAUACUCAAUUUACAUCUCACAUCUUAAAACUUUGGCUCAGCUUGUCUUCAUUUUUAUAGGAUGUUUUCUGCAACACUCAGAUGUGACCAGCAGAGGGGAGCAUUUCCCAACUUCAUCUUGCAUCUUAGUUCCUCCUUCUGAUGACAGUUCCAUUGCUCACUAUUGGUCCACCGCAUAGUGGCUAGGUUACCAUGGAAAUACAGGGAGCCGUUGCUGUGACAACAGGAUUUGUUACGUGGACUAAUGAUAGCCAGCUAUACAUCAGUGGAUCUCUCACACUCCAUGGCUCUGAGAGGUGGGGGUUUGAGAAGAAUGUAUGACAUAACUAAUGGUCUGGUAUCCUAGGCUAGAGAGCAGUAGAUCACUGGAAGGGAAAAUUAAAAUGGGAAUGGAACUAGCCGCAAUGUGUACAUAUGUAGUUUUGUGAGACAACUAAUAAAAAAAAAUGCAAUUGCAUGUGACAAAAUAGUUCAGAAUUGUAAAUAGUAAAUGAGUCACAUAAUAAACGAAAAUGAACUGGAUCAUUUUGCCAGGCACAUUAUUAUAAUUAUUAUUAUCGGCUUUUGUAGAGCUUCAUAUCCCUUCAAGCAUAGUGGGCCCAGCAGGCUAUCAGUACCCUGGGGUAACAAUGAAACAGUGUCAAAGGAAGCCCCCCUACCCUCCCAGGACAAGGGGGAAUCUGGAGGUACCUUCAUAGUUUGUAGCACUCCGCCCUUUUCUGACUGAGAACCAUGGCCUUGGAUUUGGAGGUGCUGAGUCUCAUCCCAGAUGCAAACCACCCCAGUAAACGCUGAAGGUCACAACCUGAGGAGGACCACAUCAUCCACAAACAGCCGAGAUCAAAAGGCCCCCUCUUUAGGGUGUAGGGCUGGUACAGUGCUCCACCACCGGGACCAAAACCACAGGUGUACCCUUCGUACCAAUCAACUAAAAGGCACAUACAGUAAUACCAUGUGAUCACCACACCUGUUAAUAUAUUUGAUUAUAUUACA